UUUUGUCCCUUUCUCUCUCUUACGACCCCUGCCUUCGUUUUUCUCCCUUUUUCUCUUUUUCUUGUCAAUUAAACGUUAUUUCUUCUUUGGUAAUCGAAGGAAAGCAAAUAAGAUGGAGAGAAAGCAGAGCUCCAAAUCUAAGUUGAAUAUAGCCAUCAUACACCCAGAUCUUGGCAUUGGUGGAGCUGAAAGAUUGAUUGUUGAUGCGGCUGUUGAAUUAGCAUCCCUUGGGCACAAUGUUCAUAUUUUCACAGCUCACCAUGACAAAAAUCGAUGCUUUGAGGAAACCCGCGCCGGUAUUUUUCCAGUUACAGUAUAUGGUGACUUCCUUCCACGACAUAUUUUCUAUCGUCUUCAUGCUGCUUGUGCAUAUCUGCGCUGCGUCUUUGUUGCACUUUGUAUGCUGUUCAUGUGGCCAUCAUUUGAUGUUAUACUAGCAGACCAGGUCUCUGUUGUCAUCCCAUUGUUGAAACUUAAAAAGUCCAUGAAGGUUGUAUUCUAUUGUCAUUUUCCAGAUUUGUUACUAGCUCAACAUACAACUUUUCUGAGGAGGAUAUACCGGAAACCUAUUGAUUUUAUAGAAGAACUGACAACAGGAAUGGCUGAUUUGAUACUGGUCAAUAGCAGAUUUACUGCUUCUACCUUUGCAAAAACAUUCAAGCAUCUUCAUGCUCGAGGAAUUAGACCAGCUGUUCUUCACCCUGCAGUUAACGUGGAUCAGUUUAAUGAGCCCCAUUCUUAUAAGUUGAAUUUUCUCUCUAUCAAUCGCUUUGAAAGGAAAAAGAACAUAGAUUUAGCAGUUUCUGCUUUUGCGAUGCUUCAGUCCCUUGAAGGAAAUGUUCAUCAAACUUCUAACUGGGCUGAUGCUAAGUUGACAAUUGCUGGUGGAUAUGAUAGACGCCUAAGGGAAAAUGUUGAGUACUUGGAGGAGCUCAAAAGCUUAGCUGAGAGGGAAGGAGUGGCUGAUCGGGUUAAUUUUUUUACGUCUUGCACAACAGAAGAAAGGAAUUCUCUGCUCUCUCAAUGCCUAUGUGUCCUUUAUACACCGACAGAUGAACACUUUGGCAUUGUUCCAUUGGAGGCAAUGGCAGCAUACAAACCUGUUAUAGCAUGCAACAGUGGGGGUCCACUGGAAACAAUUAAGAAUGGGGAAACAGGAUUUCUUUGUGAUCCAACUGCAAAGGACUUUGCUUUGGCCAUGGCUAAACUCAUUCAAGACCCAGAGGUGGCAAAGAGAAUGGGGGAACAGGCUAGGCAGCAUGUCAAUGAAUCAUUUUCUACAAAGAUAUUUGGCCAGCGUUUGAAUCAGUUUCUUCUGGAUGUUGUUAAAAGCAAGCAGGACUGAAAAUGGGGAAUAGGCAAUGAUGAUGACCUUUCCUCUACAUAAUUUUGCAGACAUUGUCAACAUUAUAGUAAAAAUGUUAGAAGUGUUUUCUUUCUGCAAUUGAGAUAAAAAAAAAAAAAAUUCUGCAAUGAGAUUUCAUCAGUUUUUCCGUCAUAUACAAAUAUA
This is a messenger RNA of Durio zibethinus, 1510 nucleotides long. RefSeq lists its product as uncharacterized. Gene Ontology annotation, cellular component: endomembrane system. Gene Ontology annotation, biological process: dolichol-linked oligosaccharide biosynthetic process. Gene Ontology annotation, molecular function: GDP-Man:Man(1)GlcNAc(2)-PP-Dol alpha-1,3-mannosyltransferase activity. The record is from RefSeq and is a predicted model, not a curated record. Lineage: Eukaryota; Viridiplantae; Streptophyta; Magnoliopsida; Malvales; Malvaceae.